AUGCCACCGUAAGCACCUCCACCUAAAAAAUUAACCAAGAAAGAAUUGAAAGAAAAGGCAGAAUAGGAGAAAAGGGAGAGAGAAGAGUAAGAAAGACUAAGAAAAGAAGAAGAAGAAAAAUAAAGAUAAAAGUAAGAAAGAUUAAGAAAACUAGAAGAAGAAAGAUUGGCAGCAGAAGAAAAAGCAAGAUUAUAAGAAGAGGAGAUAGAAAAUGAAGUUUAAAAGAGUGUAUUUAAGGAAAAUUUAGAAAAUGCAAAAAAAGUAAAUGAUAAUAAAAUCUUUAGGUUUCCAGAGCAAAUGAUGAUUGGGAUAAAUUUUUGAAUUGUUCAACGAAUCCAGACAUUACUUAAGAAGCUUAACUAACUACUUUCAUCACAAUCUUUAAAGAAUCAAAACCCUUAUAAGAUCUUAAAAUUCCAGAAGAAUUACAAAAAUUAUAAUAGGCAGAAAACAUUGUUCGAGAUAUAUAUAGAUUUUUAACAUAAUUAAAGGCUGAAAGAAAAUUUAUUCAAAAUAAUUAACAUCAACAAUAACCAAUUAAUUAGAAUGAUAUAGUCACUAGAAAUUAAUCAUAUAUCAAUUAAAUUAGGGAAAUUAUACAUAAAAAAAUAGAGGAAAUUAAUACACAAAUGGUAUUGUAUGCGGAAUAUUUUAUAGAAGUAAAUGCCUUUAAAUAUUAUCAUAGGAAAAAUUUGCAGAAUUAACUAAGAAAGCCAAUGAAGGGGCUAAAGGAGCAUUUAAAAUUGAUGACAAAACAAAAUAAGAAGUUAUAAAAACAUUUUCACCUACUGAAGAUUUCAAAUAUGGUAUAUUCAUAUAUCCUUCUAAUAAACCAUCUGGUUAUAGACAUAAACCGAAUGAUUAUCCUGAAUUAUAAUUGGCUGUUGAUGUACCAAGAUCAAUUUCUAUAUUUAUACAGAAAAUUCUAUAUAUCUCUUUUGAUAGUUAUAGUCCAAAUACAUAUAGUAAAUAUAGAAUAGUUGGAGGUGUUUUAGAUAUUGAAUAUUUGUAAAUGUUACCCCCUCCUAAGAAAGUCAAUAAUUGGACACUUAGAUCAAAUUAUGAAUUAAAAGAAUAAGUUAAACGUUUAAAUUUUGAAUUAAAUGCCACUUUUAAAGUUUCUUAUUAAUUACCCUCUUACAUUUGGAUUCCAAACAAAGAAAAUCAAAAACUUUGGAGAGUUGCUUUUUUUGAUAGAAAUAGUGAAUAAUGGAUAACAGAUGGAGUUGAAGAUGCUAAAUUAGAUAAAGGAGUAAAUAUUGUAGCUAGUGUCCCUAAAGUUGGACCAAUAGGAUUAUUAUAAGAAAGAUGCUUAGAUUAUCCCUAUAAAAGUUUUAAGCUUAGAUGUGUAGGAAAUGAAAAGGCAAUUUUAGAUAUUCAAGGACUUAGAGAUUUAUUUAAAUUUGAAAUCGGACCUGGUUAUAUUUAAUUACUUAAAAAGGAUCCUGUAUUAAUUUUUCUAUAUUAUUCAGGAGUUUUCUCAUUUUGCAAAUAAAAAAUUAUCAGUUGGAGCAUUAUUUUAUGAAUUAUAUAGAAGUGGAGUAAAUUUUAUGCCUGUUUAAGAAGAUUGUUAAGCAGCUAACAUAGUACAAAAAGACGAGGCAGCAGAGGAAUUAGCUUUAAUAGAUUUAUCUGAAGCAGUCAGAGGAUUCUUCAUUGAGUCUAGCAGAUGGAACAAUAGUGAUACAGGUUAAUAGAUAAUUGCUAAAAUAAAGGAGAAUCCUGAAUUUGAUGAAGUAUAAUGAAUUUAAUUUAGGAAUUUGCUGAAAAUUAAGAAAAAGAUUGGAAAACUAUUAAAUGGUGGAACAAUAAAUGCGCUAUUAUUUAGGCUAGAGAUUCUCAUUCAAAUUGUAAUUAGAAACUUUUACCUGAUACAGAAACUCAUUGUAAAUUAGAAGUAUUAUUGAAAAUGCAUUCGUUGACAACAUAAGAUAUUAUUUCUAAAAUGAAAGUAACAUUAUUAAUUAAUUUUAGGAUCUACAUUAUGUAAUAUUUAUAGAAACUAUUUAAUAAGUUUUAAGAAUAACUAAAUUAUUAUCAUUUACCAUAAAAGAUUGA
Messenger RNA from Paramecium pentaurelia, 2058 nucleotides. The record is from the annotation of a GenBank genome assembly. NCBI's taxonomy places the organism in Eukaryota, Ciliophora, Oligohymenophorea, Peniculida, Parameciidae.